Molecule: messenger RNA, 2393 nt
Organism: Medioppia subpectinata
Lineage: Eukaryota; Metazoa; Arthropoda; Arachnida; Sarcoptiformes; Oppiidae
Source: the annotation of a GenBank genome assembly
GUUUUGAACAAAAUGUCAAUAAAAGCGCUCAAAAUCUAACUCUUUUGAUGUCUUCAGACAAAUAAUGACCGCAACUCUUAUCUUAACCAUCAAUUGAUCACUACUUAGAGGACAUAUAGACUGUGGCCAUAAUGUCUGCCAAUGAGUUCAACAUUCAUAACGAUGUCAACCAAUUGAUGAAACUAUUGGAGAUCGAGGAGAGCGUCAUCGAUGGCGUGACCGCCGACUCUAUCGCCGAGGCUUUGGCCAAAAGUGUGGACCAGAAGUCGAAAACUCGCGGCGCGAAAGACACGUUUGUCCGCAGUCUGGAGGCGAAGAGCGAUCCCGACUUCCGCAACAAAUACGAAGACUUGAAGAUUCAUAAUGUCAUAGAAUUGGAUCCAUUGGUCCAUCUCUUAGCCCGUGUUCACGACGAGAACAAAAUCAAGUUUUUAUUGAAAUUACAGACCAAAUCCAAGAGAUCGAAGCACAGGUCACCAACUGAUCAAACAGAUGCCAUAUCGCCAUCACAUCCAUCGACUUCUUCGGGCGAUCGCCACCCGUUUUACUCAACAAUGAAUCAGCGAAUGUCCGCUUUGGAUGUCAACGAAUUAAGGGAUGAAUUGUCUGACAAUCGGAAUGUAUUCACAAAAGCGAAUAAAGAGUUGUCCGCUAAGAAGAAGGAUAAGCGUAAGUCUUCCGACUGGAAAUUCCUGACAUUUGAUUAUCAAUUCAAUGAUUGGUCACAAGAGGAGACAAUAAGGCCUUUAAACACACUGUCAGUCGCCGAACAGGAGUCCGCUCUUAUCGAAGACCUGCUUUUUGUAUUGAUUGGAAUUGAAGGCAAAUAUAUACGUUUGCAACCCUUGAAAGACAAACCCAAUAAACACGACAUUAUUGUCGAUAAAACUGGUGACGAACUGCUCUACACUCUGGCCGCUCGCGUAACCGCAUUGUGUCCAUACUUUUCGCAAAUCAUUCACUUCAUUGACACCAUUGAUACCGGUUUAGUGAAUCAGUCACUCGUGGCAGCGAUGAGGGCGCAGAUCAAAGACUUUUUCACGUUAAUCAGUCAACUCGAGACUCAACACCGAAAGAAUGAUCUGACGCUCCAGAAGAUGUGGUAUUAUCUUCAGCCGAGUUUCACAAACUUAGCUAUACUUAAAGACAUCGCCAGUAAAGUGUCAAAGAGCAAUUCGAUCGGUGGCGCGGCUCUCAGUAUUCUUCACGAAAAGACCAUAUCAUUGACCGGUAAUACAAAGGCUCAGGAGUUUUGUUUGGCGCUAACAAAGAAAGCGAGUGAACCAUACUUUGAAAUACUCGAGACUUGGAUUUAUGAGGGAAUUAUAGACGACCCGUACAAAGAGUUCUUAGUGGAGGACAGAGCCAACGAAAGCGAUGAAAUAGUUCUCGACGAUCUGUUUUGGGAGAAUCGUUACGAAGUGGUCAGAUCUCGAAUCCCCGUAUUCUUUGAACGCCAUUCAGAUAUGAUUAUGAAAACCGGGAAAUACUUAAGUGUUAUCCGAAACUGUGGCCGAAAGAUAUCGCGACCGCAUUCUCCCGAACCCCUCGCCUAUACCACUGAAGAAAGAGCUUAUAUCGAGAACAUUGAGAGCGCCUAUAAGUUUGCGUCUAAAGAAUUGCUGCAUCUGUUAGUCGACGAAUCGGAUUUGAUUGGAAGACUCAAAUCAAUUAAACAUUACUUUUUCAUGGAUUUGGGAGACUUUAUCGUACAGUUCAUGGAUUUGGCGGGCGAUGAGCUCGAGAAGGAGAUCGACGACAUCGCUCUAAACAGAUUAGAUUCAUUAUUAGAGUUGUCUCUCCGCACAAGUCUUAUGAAUUCAGACGUUUAUAAAGACGACGUUCGCAUAGAGUUAUUGCCCGAUUCAUUGCACUCACAAAUGGUGCAAAUUCUUAAUAUUGGCGUCAAUUGCAUCAAAGACCCGAACCUAUCGAUAGCAGAGCCAUAUGUAUUGAAAGGCGCCGAAGCUCUUGCACUGGACUUCCAAGUUCCGUGGCCUCUGUCUCUUAUCAUUAGCCGCAAAAACAUUACUUGUUAUCAAAUGCUAUUCCGACACUUGUUUUACUGCAAAUACGUUGAGAGACAGUUAGAGGAGGUGUGGAAAGGGAACAAAAUCGCCAAACGUUACACAUUGAAUGCGGUCACCGGUUAUGGACAGGCAUUCGCUUUGCGCCAAAAAAUGUUGAAUUUUGUUCAAAACCUCGAGUACUAUAUAAUGCUGGAAGUGAUUGAACCGACGUUUCACCAGUUCUUAGAGUACGUCCAGACGAAGGUGUCGAGUGUCGACGAUAUGAUGAAAUCGCACGAAGACUACAUCCAGAAGUGUUUGCGCGACGCUAUGCUUACAUCUGGCGAACUGUUGAGAGCUAUCGUUCAGUUACUCAGACUUUGU